CGCGCGCGGGCGCGCGGGCGCGAACGGGAAACGCCGCGAGGGUCGGGGCUGUGGAGACGACGGACGGCGACGAUGGCCGCGGCGGCGGGAGGCGGGCCGGGAGCGGCGGCGGGCGCGGGGGGCGCGGCGGCGGCGGCGGGUCUGGCCAUUUAUCGGCGGAAGGACGGCGGGCCGGCGAGCAAGUUUUGGGAGAGCCCGGACACGGUGUCCCAGCUGGACUCGGUGCGGGUCUGGCUGGGCAAGCACUACAAGAAGUAUGUUCAUGCAGAUGCUCCUACCAAUAAAACACUGGCAGGAUUGGUAGUGCAGCUUCUCCAGUUCCAGGAAGAUGCCUUUGGGAAACAUGUCACCAACCCGGCCUUCACCAAACUCCCUGCAAAAUGUUUCAUGGAUUUUAAAGCUGGAGGCACCUUAUGUCACAUUCUUGGGGCUGCUUACAAAUAUAAAAAUGAACAGGGAUGGAGGAGAUUUGAUCUACAAAAUCCAUCUCGAAUGGAUCGUAAUGUUGAAAUGUUUAUGAAUAUUGAAAAAACAUUGGUGCAGAACAAUUGUCUGGCAAGACCCAACAUCUACCUCAUUCCAGACAUUGAUCUGAAGCUGGCUAACAAAUUGAAAGAUAUCAUCAAACGGCAUCAGGGAACAUUUACUGAUGAGAAGUCAAAAGCUUCCCACCACGUUUAUCCAUAUCCUUCCUCACAAGAGGAUGAAGAAUGGUUGAGACCAGUGAUGAGAAAAGAUAAGCAGGUAUUAGUGCACUGGGGCUUUUACCCAGACAGCUAUGAUACUUGGGUCCAUAGUAGUGAUGUUGAUGCUGAAAUUGAAGAGCCACCAAUUCCAGAAAAACCCUGGAAGGUUCAUGUAAAAUGGAUUUUGGACACUGAUAUUUUUAAUGAAUGGAUGAAUGAGGAAGAUUAUGAAGUAGAUGAAAACAGGAAACCAGUGAGCUUUCGUCAGCGAAUUUCAACAAAGAAUGAAGAGCCAGUCAGAAGUCCAGAGAGAAGAGAUAGAAAAGCAUCAGCCAAUUCAAGAAAGAGGAAACAUUCCCCUUCGCCACCACCUCCCACACCUGCAGAAUCACGAAAGAAGAGUGGAAAGAAAGGGCAAGCUAGUCUUUACGGGAAGCGCAGGAGUCAGAAAGAAGAAGACGAGCAAGAAGAUCUUACCAAGGACAUGGAAGAUCCAACUCCUGUACCCAAUAUAGAAGAGGUGGUACUCCCCAAAAACGUGAACCCAAAGAAAGACAGUGAAAAUACACCUGUUAAAGGAGGAACUGUAGCAGAUCUAGAUGAACAGGAUGAAGAAACAGUCACGACAGGAGGAAAGGAAGAUGAAGAUCCUAGUAAAGGUGAUCAGAGCCGGUCAGUUGACUCUGGUGAAGAUAAUGUAACAGAGCAGACCAAUCACAUUAUUAUCCCCAGCUAUGCAUCCUGGUUUGAUUAUAACUGCAUUCAUGUGAUAGAACGGCGUGCGCUUCCAGAGUUUUUCAAUGGAAAAAACAAAUCAAAGACUCCAGAAAUAUACUUAGCCUAUCGAAACUUUAUGAUUGACACAUAUCGUCUAAACCCUCAAGAGUAUUUAACCAGCACUGCUUGUCGAAGGAACUUAACUGGGGAUGUGUGUGCUGUGAUGAGGGUUCAUGCCUUUUUAGAGCAAUGGGGACUUGUUAAUUACCAAGUUGAUCCAGAAAGUCGACCUAUGGCCAUGGGACCCCCUCCUACUCCUCACUUCAAUGUAUUGGCGGAUACCCCCUCUGGGCUUGUGCCUCUGCAUCUUCGAUCACCACAGAUUCCAGCUGCUCAGCAGAUGUUAAAUUUUCCUGAGAAGAACAAAGAAAAACCAAUUGACUUGCAGAACUUUGGUCUUCGUACUGACAUUUACUCCAAGAAAACAUUAGCUAAGAGUAAAGGUGCUAGUGCUGGAAGGGAGUGGACGGAACAGGAGACCCUUCUGCUCUUAGAGGCUCUGGAAAUGUACAAGGAUGAUUGGAACAAAGUAUCAGAACAUGUGGGAAGCCGUACUCAGGAUGAAUGCAUACUCCACUUUUUGAGGCUUCCCAUUGAAGACCCCUACCUUGAGAAUUCCGAUGCUUCUCUGGGCCCUCUGGCCUACCAGCCCGUCCCUUUCAGCCAGUCUGGAAAUCCUGUCAUGAGUACCGUUGCUUUUCUGGCAUCUGUGGUGGACCCUCGUGUGGCAUCUGCUGCAGCCAAAGCAGCACUAGAGGAGUUUUCUCGGGUCCGGGAGGAGGUGCCACUGGAACUGGUUGAAGCUCAUGUCAAGAAAGUACAGGAAGCAGCCCGCGCCUCCGGGAAGGUGGACCCCACCUAUGGCUUGGAGAGUAGCUGUAUUGCUGGCACUGGGCCCGAUGAGCCGGAGAAGCUUGAAGGAUCUGAAGAGGAAAAGAUGGAAACAGAUGCUGAUGGUCAGCAGCCUGAGAAGGCAAAAAAUAAAAUGGAAAAUGAAACCGAGGAAGGUGAAAAAGCCCAAGAUGGAGAAAAUGAGAAAAGUAGUGAAAAGGAACAAGAUAGUGAAGUCAGUGAGGACAUUAAAUCAGAAGAAAAGGAAACUGAAGAGAACAAGGAACUCUCUGAUACAUGUAAAGAAAGAGAAAGUGAUACCGGAAAGAAGAAAGUAGAACAUGAGAUUUCUGAAGGAAAUGUUGCCACAGCCGCAGCAGCUGCUCUUGCCUCAGCUGCCACCAAAGCCAAGCACCUGGCUGCUGUGGAAGAAAGAAAAAUCAAGUCCCUCGUAGCUCUCCUGGUUGAGACACAAAUGAAGAAACUAGAGAUCAAACUUCGACAUUUUGAAGAGCUGGAAACUAUCAUGGACAGAGAGAAAGAAGCUCUGGAACAACAGCGGCAGCAGUUGCUCACUGAGCGCCAGAACUUUCACAUGGAACAGCUGAAAUAUGCGGAGUUAAGAGCGAGACAGCAAAUGGAGCAGCAGCAGCAGCACAGCCAAAACCCUCAGCAGGCACACCCACACUCAGGAGGACCUGGCCUCGCCCCUCCCGGAGCAGCAGGACACCCGGGCAUGAUGCCACACCAGCAGCCCCCUCCCUACCCUCUGAUGCACCACCAGAUGCCACCGCCUCAUCCCCCCCAGCCAGGUCAGAUACCAGGCCCAGGUCCCAUGAUGCCGGGGCAGCCCAUGCCGGGCCGCAUGAUUCCCACUGUUGCAGCCAAUAUCCACCCCGCUGGGACCGGCCCUGCCCCUCCGGGGAUGCCUGCAAUGCCUGGAAACCUCUUAGGACCCCGGGUACCCCUCACAGCACCGAAUGGCAUGUAUCCCCCUCCGCCACAGCAACAGCCACCACCACCUGCAGAUGGGGUCCCUCCGCCGCCUGCUCCUGGCCCUCCGGCCUCGGUUACUCCUUAGCCUGGAAGAUGCAGGGAGCCCACCGCAAGCUGGAGUGGGGCUGACAAGACUGGGCUUUCUCAGCUUCCUUGGGUUUCUUUCAGGAUUUUUCUUCUGGGCCUCCCCAAGCACACAUCCCAUGUCUGUCCCCCCGCUCCCCACUUCCUCUGCCCACCCUCUCUGUGCCCCGACGUGUCAGGUCCUUGGCUGACACUCCAGGUGAAGCCUGUGGUGACCAGGUGCUCUGGUGGUCCCCCCUGUGUCGCCCCGGCCCGGUGGGCAGGCGUGGGCAGUCCUGCCUGCAGGUCCUGUCAACAUUAGUAUUCUCUUGUCUGUGUCACUUUUUCUCUCCCACAGUUUAUUGCUUUGUCUCUUACGCUUCUAUGGAUAAUACUCUGUAAUUAUUAUCUCCCUCCCCUCCCCCCCCGUUAGGAUUCUUUAAGAGGAAAGCAUCCUAAGUUAAUAGGAACCAAAAAUGGUGAUGAGCAGAAGAGAGCUGCAGGGGACACACCUUAAAGGCAUUAAAAGUGACCUUAUUUCUGCUUUUCUGAGCUAAGAAUGGUGCUGCUGGUAAAGUUUCCUGAGAUUUUUGCCACAUAUCAAUGCACCAAAAUUAAGAAGUGGGGGAGGAGGGACUACCCCCUUGAUCUUAUUCCCUCAUGAGGACUGUGAACGCCUCUGUCCUGCCCGGCAGAACACCCCACUCUGAACUAGUGUUUGGUCGAGGAGAGCACACGCGUUACAAACAAGUGCACACUCCCAGGCCCACUGCUUCUGGUUUUCUAUGCAGGUGGUUUUCAGGGCCGGUGGAAGGCGUUUUGCUUUUUGAGGGCAGUGUGAGCUUUGAAGGAUGGAAUUUGGGGAGGCUCCCUAGACUAGCUAGGAAAGUGUAAAGAGUCUGGGGGCAGUGUGCCCCCACUCUUCCCCCCAUGAAUCUAGCCUGCUAUAUUCACUGCUGUGUAUGUAUUGGGUGGGUUUUUUUUUUCCUUCUCUUAAAAACAAAAGAAAAAAAAUAAGUAGCUAGUGGGAUAAUAGCUUGUAAUAGCGUGUAGCUCAUGGAAAUUGGUUAGGAUAACUGGGGGGGGGGGGGUCCAAAGUCCCCAAACUACCUCUCGCGGUAGCCAGGGUGAACGGCAUUUCUCGAAGCGGUACUUUAGGUUCUGCCUGGGAUUAGAAAAGGGACCCUCCGCCUCCCUUAGGUUCUCCCUUCCCUCUCUGCGGCCAUCUCUGGUUUCAUCCACCACAGGCUUGUCAGGGAGGUACUGGGGCUACCAACCACCUCACUGGCUCCAGAGCGUUUGUUUUAAGGUUUGGGGUCAUCGGGCUGGAAGAGUGGGGUACCAUUCCAGAGGAAGAUCCACUCCCACCCCCACCUCCCAAAAAAAGCCUUAACUGGAGUCCCUAUCUUGCCCUGCUGGCUGAGUGGCCGGAGAGUUUUGGGGUUUCUCUUCUUGUCCUUCCCUCCUGUCCUUGCACGCGUAGUUAAAGGGUGUUUGGGGGCAAAGCUUGGAUUCCAAAGGAUCUGGCUUCUUCCCGUUCUUAAGGGGCAGUUUUAUUAUUUAAAAUGCCAGGUAGGACAUCUUUGGGGUAUCUUUUUCUCCAUGUUUUCUAAAGCUUUACUUAUGAGAGGGUGUAGGGAAGGUGUCUUUAAACACCUUGGAGCUUCUUCCCUUCAUAUUAGGAUGCAAAAAAAGUAAAACCACGACUGGGAUUUGCCUUUCAAACCCUCAGGUUGGCCUUGAACCAGGUGACCCUGGUCACCCUCAGAGGACUGGAAUAUGGGACGCAAGGCAACAUUGUUGCUUGUGUCUUCCAGACUUGGCAGGGAAUGGAAAUGAGUUUGUUCCCACUGGAGUUUUACUUCCCAUGUAUUUGUCUCCAGAAAGACCCAGUGCCUUCACAAUGGCCGGGCUUACCCCCAACUCUGCUCCCGUCUCUCCCAAAGGGAGCUCAGUCUCAACGCUCACCUUUGAUUUACCCUGGUGUCCUAGAAGGAGAAUGAAAUUCUGGUUCAUACUGUGGUCCCUUGUAACCUCAGGUCUUUCAUGUGAUCACUUUCAAAUUGAAGAGAUUCAGGCAGAAAUAUUUUUUACUAUACCGGUAAUCUACAAAAAUACCUGAAUUCAACAAUUGUUAACGUAUUAGUGUAAAAAUGAUGACUUUUUUUUCUUUUCAUGUCUUUAAUCUGGUUUCAUUCCUGUAAUACAACGACCCAAUUUUGUGAGGGGUGGGGGAAUAACACGUGGUUUUUGUACAAACCUGUUUCUCGGUGUGUUAUUAUUUUGGGAAAAUGGGGAGGAGUUUUGAAAGAUUGGAGGAAAUGGAUGAAAGUGGCUUAAUCUCUCUUUUUCAUUGAAUAAAUGAAAUGCCGAUUCUG
Perognathus longimembris pacificus (Pacific pocket mouse) is the source of this 5731-nucleotide messenger RNA. RefSeq names its product SWI/SNF related, matrix associated, actin dependent regulator of chromatin subfamily c member 1 (gene Smarcc1). The coding region runs from base 73 to 3375 and encodes 1100 amino acids. Gene Ontology annotation, cellular component: npBAF complex; SWI/SNF complex; nBAF complex. The record is from RefSeq and is a predicted model, not a curated record. Gene Ontology annotation, biological process: positive regulation of DNA-templated transcription. Gene Ontology annotation, molecular function: histone binding; nucleosomal DNA binding. Lineage: Eukaryota; Metazoa; Chordata; Mammalia; Rodentia; Heteromyidae. The transcript has 28 exons.